This is a messenger RNA of Nannizzia gypsea CBS 118893, 3849 nucleotides long. RefSeq lists its product as hypothetical. The record is from RefSeq and is a predicted model, not a curated record. Lineage: Eukaryota; Fungi; Ascomycota; Eurotiomycetes; Onygenales; Arthrodermataceae. Bases 1 to 3849 code for a protein of 1282 amino acids. The transcript has 4 exons.
AUGGGUCGUUUAAGAGUUCCAUCCUUUCUUUCCUCCUCUCGUCCAGAUGGACAGAAGGGCAAACCGGCAGCGGCGUCGGUGUCCAUCUCCACCCCGGAUCUUCCUGGUGCCUUGACACAAUCACCGUCGAACAAGCCCUCAGCUCCGGGCCAGGAGCAACAGACAUCCACGUCGCCUUUUAUUAGACGCACACGAAGGCUAAGCAAGCCUAUAGCCUCUCUCUGGGCUCAGAAAUCCACGCAGGGUGGGAAUGAUGAUCGGAAUCAGAGCCAGAGCCAGAUCCCGACAGCUCCUGCUUCACCUCCAUUCGAUACAGAACCCCAAGUUGUCCCGGAGCUCGAGCCUGUCUUUGCCUACUUGAAUAACCAGGCGAACAAGCUAUACCAGGAGGGAUACUUCCUAAAACUUAAUGAUUUGGAUACCCAAGGGCGGCCAUGUACCGAUAGACAGUGGGUGGAGUGCUUUGGACAGUUGGUGGGAACAGUCCUUUCAAUAUGGAAUGCGUCUGCACUCGAUACAGCUGGGGGACAGGCAAAUGCACCACCGAGCUUCAUCAAUUUGGCCGACGCUACCAUCAAAAUGAUGGAAACGCUACCUACCAAAAACGAAACAAACCAGCCACUGCAGAACGUUGUCAGCAUUAGUACGGCAGGGAAGAACAGAUAUCUUCUCCAUUUUGACUCCCUGCAUUCCCUCACCCAGUGGACGGCCGCAAUGCGAUUGACGGUGUUCGAAAAUUCGCUCCUUCAUGAAUCUUACACCGGCGCCCUCAUUGCCGGUAAAGGCAAGUAUCUCAAUGGGAUAAAACUUAUCCUUGAGAAGACAACUUUCAAGUAUGAGGACUGGGCCAGAGUUAGAUUUGGUGCUGGUACGCCCUGGAGAAGAUGUUGGUGCGUCAUCUCCCCACCAGGAGAGAAAGAGAUGCAACUAUACAACCGUUCUCUAAAAAAGAGGUCCCCUUAUGAUCGAGCACCAACACCUCCCAAGGGCAACAUCAAAUUCUACGAGACGAGAAAGACUAGCAAGAAGGUAGCCCCCAUUGCGACCAUUUCUGAUGCUUACUCUGCCUACGCCAUUUAUCCACAGGCCCGGCCGCUCGUGGAUCAGUCCACUCUUGUCAAGGUCGAAGGCCUGGUUACUAUCGGCGAGAACACUUCAGAGGGUUUCGUCUUUGUGCUCCCAGAAAUGCACAAUGCCGUCUCCGGAUUCGAAACAAUGAUUCGCUGGUUAUUCCCUGCCUAUGAUGCUUUCCGCCUUUAUGGGCGCCCUACUCGCUUGCUGGCUGAUACUGUUACUCCCAACAGUUUGAUGUUUGCUAUGCCGAGUAACAAGCGCAGAGGGUACCUUGAUAUCCUCGACGUAUCCGCACUCAUCCACACACAAGGGAGCGAAAGCUGGAGCGCCCGAGAGUGGAAAAAGCAGCUAAAGGAUGCAACAUCACGUCGAAUGACCUCAAAUACUAAUAGUAGAACGAGCAGUGUCUCAGGCCGCCGUAGCGGGAAGCGCAGCAGCCUCCCCCAACGUGGUGGGACAGUGCGUUUUGGUAGCGCGACAGUUGGGUCGAGGAAUGGUGAGCCUAACAGCUCAUCUGAUACUGUGUCUUCGAACUCUCCAACAAAAUCUGGAAUAUCCCACACCCGUUCUGAGUCUGACAACACAGGUCUCGCGUCAGCCCGACGUGGCCGUCGCAGCCCGCCAUUUUUUGAGAAUAAUAUCGGAGAAGAUAUUCCAGAACACCCACCUACACCACCCCCAGAAACUGCUCAAACAGAUGGGCCUUUCGAAGUUGAUGGAACUGAUAGCCGCAGUUCUCCCGACAGCGGCGCUUACAUGGACAACAAUAACGCCGUUGACCGCCUGGAAAUUAUUCAGAGCUUGCAACCCAACCCACCCCCACAAGGUGUGCCAGAGUCACCUGCCUUCUCGCAUGACCCUCGAGGAACGCCUCAGUUCAAACCUCAGCCGUCUCCGGAGAUUGGCCAUGCGGCGAAGCGUAUGUCCGUUGGAACACUAGAUCAGUUAGUGGACAUGAAUAAGAAAAAUGGCAGCCUACAUGGCCUUGCCGUGGCCGGUGCCACCGCUGCUUGGAACGCAGCGAGGGAUAACAAAAAGGAGACCUAUCCUGGACAAGGGGCCCAUGCUGAUACCCGAGGCGUAACCCUUAACCGCAUUAAUAGCAUUGGAGCUUCUAGCUCGAAUUACUCUCAGGGGGGGAGCCCGAUAACUCCUAGCGACACUGCCAGCAACGUAAACGUCGGUGUCAAUAUCAACUUUGCCGGUACACCUACUGAAGGACAAUCUCCAAUAAAGCAGCAGGAUGACGCCCAAAGCCCACCAUUACAUAGGCCAAUUGCCCGCAAACCUGUUGCGGCAGAAAUUUCUGUCGCGGAGACUGCAAGUGUGAGGACGGAGUCUACCCUGGGAAGCUUGAGGGAUAACAUCGACAUGGACGCUCUGGACAGAAUUAUAAGGCGACCGCGAUCGCCUUCGCCUCCCCCACCGCAGCAGCCGAAGUAUACAUUCAAACAAGAGGUUGCCGUCCAAGAUGAUGCCAGCUCAAUUGUAGCUCCAUCAUACGCAAGUUCGCAUAAAUCUUCCGCAUCAGUCCGGUCCAUUAAGUCCGUUCAGAAACCCAGGGUGGGAAAGAUGAAGGUCGUUGGCGAUGCCCUGCCAAAGACAGACGAUCUUGUCAUUGGUGAUGCCCAUUAUAAGCAUCCCGCUAAAGCUCCUUUAGAAGUGAGCUCCGACAUCCCAGAAGUCGACUUUGGGCCCACGCAUACAUAUAAGCCUACCACGAGACGACCCAGCACAUCUGAUACCAUGCUUCUUCUGUCUUCUUCUCAUCAGCGUAACCCUUCUGAAGGUACUCUCGCAACUAGGGGUAGAAGACUCUCGACCGGUCGUCUACUUGAACAUCUCAACCAGGAGUCGAACGAGUCCCCAUCCCCACCGCCUCCUACGCAGGAACGUGAAAGGCGUCGCAGUGUUCUCUGGCAACCAGGCAUGGUCUCGGACAGUGGCCCCGUUACCCCUGGCCCAACCAGCAUUUCGGCAGAACAAUUUGUCCACGACCGCGCUUCCAGGUCACAGAUCCAUCUCCCUGUGAUGCCCACUCGAGCUACACCCCCUCCCCCUCGCCCAGCAUCAGGAGAUUGGUCUACCUUUAUUCGCCACCAAUCAUCCGCCACUCAGCUUCCUCAACGUCCGCACUCUCGUGGUGCAAGCGUCAUGCUAGAUAUGCCAGCCCGCCCUUCUUCUCGCGGUGCAAACACCAUACUUGACGUUCCUCCCCGACCAUCAUCUCGUGGUCCCAGCGUCAUUCUAGGGCCUCUCGAUGCCCCUGCUCGUCCUUCCUCUCGGGGUGCCAACCGGAUGCUAGCACAACCAGAUAUUUCUGGUCAUCUCUCAGCCCGAGAGCAAGAGCAUGUAGCUCGUAUGACCGGAUCUUCAUUCCUUAAUUUGAACAAUAACCAGGGCCCACAAUUCGGUUCCGGGCUUGUCAGUACCAUUGACGCUCGGGAACGUGAGAGAAAAGCUAUGAAGGAUGGUUUCAGUGGCCAAGCAGUACAACAGGCAAUUGCCCAGAGACAGUACCAGGCACAGGCGCAAGCACAGGCACAGGCUCAAGCCCAAGCCCAUGCUCAAGCCCAAGCUCAAGCACAGGCGCAAGCUCAGUACCAACUUCAGCAGCAGUUCCAGCAGCCUUUGGGUACAUCCCCCGGAUAUGCUGCAUCCAUGCAAUUCCCAUAUUUCCCCCAGCAGCAGCAACAGCAACAGCAACAGCAACAACAGCCAGGCUACUAUGUGCCACCUCAGGGGCAGCAAUGGCAACCUCAGUACCAUGCAUAA